Dalotia coriaria is the source of this 8700-nucleotide messenger RNA. It is a transcript of the gene tou, whose product is annotated as bromodomain adjacent to zinc finger domain 2B toutatis. Lineage: Eukaryota; Metazoa; Arthropoda; Insecta; Coleoptera; Staphylinidae. Gene Ontology annotation, cellular component: chromatin. Gene Ontology annotation, molecular function: protein binding; DNA binding. The record is from RefSeq and is a predicted model, not a curated record. The transcript has 23 exons. Bases 864 to 7805 code for a protein of 2313 amino acids.
CGCACUCGUUCAGCCAUUUUGUGCGCGGCGAGACGCUCGCACCGCUGUUGUCCGUGGAACGCCGCGCGACGUCCAUCUCUCGCGUCGUCUCGCCCUUCCGAUCUCGCCACCCUCCGCUAAUUAGCGAGCGAGCGUUGUCGCCGCUCGCGACCAACCACCUCUGUCUGACGAGACGGACGCGGACGCGCUUUGUGGACCUUUUCUUACAUCAAUCAUCGAAAAUCACGUGCGGAAAUCGACUCUCCAGUGAUCGCAUACAUAGCCACACCGCAUUAGUCAUCAAUGACGAAACAAAUAAACAAAUAAAUGCAAGCCAAGUGAGUUCCAGCAAUAUAUCCAACAAGAGAACCGAGUGUGUGUGUGCGUUGAGUUCUUUCUUCUUGCGCCCGGUGUAGUAGGUACUACCUGCACUUGUGCUCUGUCUGUGCUCUCUGUGGAUACCCUUCGGCUGCGAUCGCGUUGUGUUUAUUAUUAGUUCCAUCCGCGCAGCACUCUUACCUGCGAAACGACGCGCGCGAGCAGCGGAGGAGAAGAAAACGAAGCACGGCCAGCCCCAGCAGUGUCCGGUUCAAGUUGAGUGAUAUACGAGCCAUUAGUGCGGUGGUCGCGGCGAAUAAGUCCAAGUCGUCCAGAUCAUGCCGCAAUAAAUGAUCGCUGCGCGCGGAUUUCGAGCGGUCUGCUCGCCGGAUUUAAUCAUUUCAUGUUUUUGGUCAACAUACACUACCUGUGAUAACAAUAGGAGCAGUGCUGCAGUUACGGAUACUAUCGUUAAUGUAAUGUCGUGCCACAUGAUGGGUUGAAUUCGUGGAAUGUUUUCACAAAGAAAGCAUACAGCUAAAUCUGUGCAUUGAGAGUGCGGUGCAAUGGAUAAGGAAAAUGGGAAGGGCAGCGAAGGUAGUUCCGGUUCCAGCAAACUAUCCAAUCCAGCAGAUCCAGCAGCACUUUUGGACGCGGCGAGUUUAUUUGGCGCUUAUUGGCCCCGAGGAGAUGCAAACACGGCAAAUCUUUUCGCGGCGGCGGCGGCCGGCGGGUACGGUUUGGGCCCGCAUGGCGGCAUGCCGUUUUCGAUGCUGCCCCCGACAUCGGGACGCGGCGGUGUGCCCGCCUAUCCCCCGGCGUCGGUGGCGUCCAGUGCCGCGGCCGCCUACAACAACGCCUACACGAAUACGCUCUCGGUGGCCGCCAGCCAGGCAGCCAGUUUAGGCAUACCUGCUGCAAGUGCUGCUUGGUGGUCGAUGGCGUCACAGUUGGCGGCGCAGGACUACCUCGCGAGGCUACAGGCCUCCGGCCUGAACUUCCCCGGCCUCAAUCCUGCCGACCCGUACGCGGCGCUCGGUUUACCGUCGCUCCCCGGCGCUGGUGGGCAUCACAAGUCGUCGAAGUCGAAAUCACUGCCGAAGAAUUCAAAGGAUAAGAACUCGUCGCACUCCAACUCGAACUCAAAGCACGACGCCGCCAAGAACAACUCGAAUAGCAAGGCGAGCAACGCGAAGUACUCGACCGCCUCCGGCCUCACCAUCCACCCCACGUCGAGCGCGUCGACGAUGAUGGCGAACAACGUGGGCGGUUCGCACGAGAAGCGCCGCAACAACUCGCACAAGAGUAAUAAUAGCGCCAAUAGUCUGAAGAGUUUGGUGCCGCCGCGCACGGCCACCUCCAGUAUUUUCACUAGUCCGCUCAGUCUGGCCAGCGCCGCCGUUUCGGAGGCCGACCGACACAACAGCACCAACUCGUCCAGCACGUCGACGACGCAAAGCCUCAGCGCCACCACCCCCAGCCUACCGCCCAGUAUUCUCAGUGCUGCAUUAGAGGGCAACGGUGAUCCUAAUUCUAUUCUCGGUGGUGUGCGUCUUCCACCCGAUACUGAAAUAAUUAAAUACACGUCGUCGAUCGUUGGACCGAAAAUUCCGGGCACGACGAACAGGGGUCGCAAGAAGACGAUCUCGUUGGACCCGCCGCACGUCAGCGUUCAUCCCACGCACUCCAGCACCGGCAUGUUGAUCGAGCGGAGCGCAAAAAGACAAAGACUGGAUUCUUCCGGAUCAGAUCACAAUAGUACGACGUCGAAUUCGGGAAUCAACGACAGGGUAGAAGUGAUAAAGCUGCCGGCGACCAACGGCAGUCCAUCGACGGCGGGUAGUGGCGGCGGUGCGUACAAUCACAGCUACGACGGGGGCGGCGGCGGCGGUGGUGGUGAAGCGCCGCUGAAUCUCUCGCUCAAGCCGACGACGAGCAACCACAAUAGCAGUACGUCCUCCUCUCUUAAUUCGCUAAGCAACAUGUCUGCAAAUAUCGGCCUGGAUCGUAUAUCGCGUAGAAAGCCAGGACCUAAGCCGCGUAAAGUCCUACAGCCAUCACUGCCUCCGGGCGCACCUAGCGCGUCCCUGGUGCAGCUCUUUGCGAGCGCCGACGUGCCGCGACCCUCUAGUCGCUCCGACGCUGAUACACCGCUGACGACAACUGGCGGCACUACAAUCAGUGCGUUACCUGCGCCGGUGAAUCAUAAAGACGCGCGGCCGAGGAAUCUCGGUCGUGGUGUCAGCAAACCCAAGAAGAACACGGUCGCUUCGUUGUUGGCACAAAGUCGCGCAUUGGGAAUUAAACCAAUGCCAAUUUUAGAUCCGAACGCAUCCAUGUCGCAACAAAUGUCGCUUCUCAAGUCGAACAUUCUCGCCGCCCAGCAAUACAUUGCCGAGGUGGGCGGGGACGAAAAGACGCUCAACAAAUUCCUCCAGGAGAAGUUUCGCGGUGCGCUGAGCGACUCCAGUACAGUGGAGGCGUCUGAUUCCGAUAAUCUCACCGACUCGAAUCAGACCGACUCUGAAAUGGAAGCGGACUUUAUUACAAAGCGGCAGAAGCAGUAUGACGAACGCAUGCUGAAGAUUCCGCUGGAGAAGGGCUGGAAACGUGAGACGAUCAUCAGAGGUAUCACAAAGAGCGGUGGAAUCAAGGGUGAUGUGACGUAUGUUGCGCCCGAAUCGAGCAAUAAGUUCAAACAGAUGUCGGACGUCACGCAGUAUCUCGAAUAUCAGAAGGCCACUGAUCUCACCAAGGAAAACUUUACGUUUAGUUGUCGUGUUAUCCUCGGCGAUUAUUUGCAAGCGAUGCCUCCGGAGUUUGGAGGUGAUGGGGAGUUUAUUCGAAUGUCCGAGGAGGAUGUUUCAAAGAGAUUAGAGGAAUUGAAAGCCGCGAUGCGAACAAGCCUACCAGUCGAACAAAGAAUUGAAGUAGCACGUAGACAACAAGCUGCCCGUGCGGCCGCACGAAUGGACCGCGAACAAGCGCGAAUCCAAAGAGAAAUUGAACGCUCUGAGCGACAGGAAGCUGCCAGAAGAGACAAGGAAGCCCGAACGCAACAACUAUUGGAGGGCCGCAAGCGACUAGCGUUCACUUUAGAGCAGAAGGUACAGAUAAUAUCUGAAAUUGAGGGCGGCAAGUCGAAAUCAGACGUCUCUCGAGAGCUCGGCUUGGCGAGCUCAACGGUCGCCACGAUUUGGAAGAACCGCGACAAUAUUAUCAGCGCGUACGGUACCGAAUAUUUCGGCCGUGACAGCCCCAAUUAUUUUGACAAAUUUGCAAAGGCGGACCUCACGAUGUCUGAUUGCGUUCACCCGGCAAAGCGAAAGCGCCAGGAGGAGCAGGAGAAGAUGAAACAGGAAGAACAACAGCGCAAGCAACAGGAGCGAGAAUUGAAGCGACAACAGGCCGCGCUGCUGAAAGAACAGAUGUACAUACAGGAAAUCAGUAAACAGCGAGAGUUGCUCUACACUGUCGAACUGGAGCGCGAACGCAGAAGGCAGCACAUGACCCUGAUCAAGAGUUUGGAAAGUCGCAGGAAGUUGGAGGAGCGCGAACGAAAGAAGCAGCAAGCGUUAGCUGAGAAGCAAGCCAACAAGGAGAAGAAAAUGGAACAGCGUCGCAUUGAACUAGAGAUUCUUGCAGAAUUGCGUAAGCCAUGCGAGGAUUUGGAACUUGUUGAUCAGGUGCCGAUGCCGGAGUUUCCGCGCAUUACAGGACUUAAACUGUGUGGUAAAGCGUUUGGUGAUGCACUGAUGGUGUUUGAAUUCCUACACAAUUUCGGCGAGACGCUUGGGUUUGAUAUGGAGUCGCUGCCGACGUUGGAUUCGCUCCAAACCGCGCUUCUUAGCGGUGAAGGGUCACAGGAUGCCGAGGAAGAGAUGCUUUCGGUGAUGUCACAUCUUAUUAUUUGCGCGAUUGAAGAUCCAGGUAUUCCUAAUCCUGCCAGGCAUACUACUAUAUUGGGGCAGAGUCUCAGGCAAGCCGACAUUACUCACGCAAACCUGUCGGAGAUUCUCAGGAUUUACCUGUAUGCUAAUGCAACAGGUGAAGUGAAGGCAUUGACCGGGGUUGCGUUCGAGCGUGAUCGUGAGAAGCGCGUGGCGGAUCAUCAUCAGAAUGUUUGCGAGAUGCAGCAAACUGUGGCGGGGAAAAAUUCGCAUUACUACGAGCAGCUGCACGAUAAUCCUACGUGGAAGAUGUCUGACAUGCUAAAGGAUAAACCUUUCCUGGCGCUGUCGCCUACUGACAAGGCUGCAAUUCUUGCGUUCAUUUGCAAUGAACUGCUGCAGAACAAGGCUGUGAUUCGCCAAAUUGAAACGUCCAUGGAGACUGUGGCGCAGGGCAGAAAAGAUAAAUGGGUGAUUGACGCCAAGGUGCGGAAGUUGCGCAUGUUGCACAAUCGUAAAGUGCGUACGGAAGCGAUUGAAAAGGAAGUUCGAUGCGGAUUGAAACCUGAGGGUGAAGCUGGUGCAAAUGAAUCAGGUGUAAUGGAUUCUCCUGCCUUGAAUAGCAAAGACGAGCUUGGUUUGGACGAGGAGGACAACGAAAUGAGCGAAAAUGAGAGUCUCUGUACACAACCUGAGGAGGAAGAAGACUCGAAAUUAUCAGGCGAGGAAUUGGGUAAAAAGUUAGAGAAAGUAUUGAAGCACUCAGAGGCGCAGCUGCAGUUGAUCAACAAUGCGUCGCAUCAGUUGAGAGCGACGUGUUUUGGUCAAGAUCGAUUCUUUCGCCGUUAUUGGACUUUGCCGACAGCGGGUGGCAUCUUUGUGGAGGCUAUGGAAGCUGCCGAACCGGAAGCGUUGGAGGACAUUAUCGCGGCUGAUAAGCGCUACGCCGAAAUGGGUCUCAGAAAUAUUGAGGAUCUCAAGAAUGUGAUGAAGGAUGUGGACGACGAGGAGGAGGAUAAUACUGAAGCUGAUAUGGAAGUUAGUGAAAUUGUAUCCAAACAAGAUGAAACGGUCGACAAGGAAGAUACUGCCAAUGAAAUCAUCGAAGACGUGGACGUUGAUAAACAAAUAGAUAACAAUGCUAACGAGCCGCUGAAGCCGCCUAAACAUAUGGAGAACGGCGAGGUUUACGACAAAGUCGAACACAACUUGGACGAGCUCAAGAAGAGCGUAGACAAGAUGGUGAACGACAUUGAGAAAACCGAUCAGGUUGAUGCCAAAGACAACAAUAAGGAAAACAAGGAGAUCGAAGUCAACAAGACGGAAAACUGCAUCACACCGACCAUCAAGCUGGAACCUGACACCGAUAAAAAGUUUAAUCUUUUUGAAAAACUCGGCGAGUGCAUGGAACGCGAGCACACUAACGAUGUGAGCGUCAAACAGGAAGUCAAAGAGGAGCUGAAGCAGGAAAUUCUCAACGAGCUUAAAACCGAAGUUGCUACCGAUGCAGUUGCCGAGGUUCCGGUUCCAGCUCGCGAAAUAAAGACUGAAAAUGACGAGGAGAAGCCUUUGAUCGAAAGCGAGCAGAAGUGGUUUAGCAUUUUGGCCAAGGACGGCAGUAGUUGUGAAGGCAUUCACAUGACUUCAGGCAAUCGCUGGGAUAAUGGUGUUGGUGCAUGCACUCGCGACAACAUCACCGAACUGAAGAUUCCCGUCUUCCCCCCGCCUAACUCGAACGCUUCCUACUGUAGCAAUAGUUGCGACAGUCCAGCGCCUCUACAGAUUACUCCAGAGGAGAGCGCUCAGCUGGAAUAUAUUAAGAAACAUGGUUUGCCAAAGCCGUGCGAAAGAAAAAUUGUUAGCGAGGAUAAAAGAUAUGGCUGGUGGAGGAUUACGGAUGUGGAGCAGUUGUAUGCGGUUGUCGAUAGUCUGCAUGCGCGCGGUGCACGCGAAAAAGAGUUUAAGCGGACAUUGCUUACAACAAUGCAAACUUUAUACGAACAGCCAGGGAAAAUGUUUAUUGAAGAGGGAAAUACUGAUGCGACUGAACUGAUUCUGGAUGAUGAUUACGAAGAGGUUGACUUUGGGGAAUCCGGAGCACCGCGGCCAGAUGAGCGGGGAGAAUGGAAUGAAGUUGUUGCGCAAAGAGUUGACAUCGCUUUGCUUGAGCAGGUGGAAGCGCUUGAAGACAAAGUGGCAAAUGCGAGUAUGCAGCAGAAAGGUUGGAAGGUACCAGUCAGGGAGUGUACAGAUGCGGAUGCGUGGCAAUCUGUUGCAAUGGCCAAGGAGAGAUUGGCGAGUUUGGAGGCGGCAAUCGAAAGACGCUACUUGAAACCGCCGUUAGGUGUCAAUACUGGUGAUCCAAAUCUGGCAGCAAUUGCUCAGGAAGCAGGAGGGGCAGCAUUACCCGCACAACCAAUCCCGGCACCCGACGAGAUUCCAAAAGGUCUGGCCGUGUGGCGCGAGGCGGUGAACCGAUCGGGGACAUCUGCGCAGCUGGCGAUGUGCCUGUACACGUUGGAGGCGUCCAUCGCUUGGGACAAGAGUAUCAUGAAAGCUGUGAGCCCCUCUCCUGUCUUUAAUAAACAGAGAGCCCGAAAAUAUAACAGCAAGCUGAGUAAUUGUCAGUUCUGCAACAGCGGCGACAAUGAAGAUAAACUGCUGCUUUGUGAUAGUUGCGAUAAAGGCUAUCAUACGUACUGCUUCAGGCCAAAGUUGGAUACGAUUCCGGACGGAGACUGGUAUUGUCAUGAAUGCAUGAAUAAGGCAACGGGCGAGAAAAAUUGCAUCGUGUGCGGUAAAAAGCAGUCGGCGACCAACACGCGCCUGAUCACGUGCGAAGUAUGCCCGCGCGGCUACCACAUCGACUGCAUGAACCCGCCGAUGAGCAAGGCGCCGCGCGGCAAAUGGUAUUGCGCCAAUUGCAUUUCAAAGAAACCCCAGAAAAAGGCCGUAAAGAAACCGAAGCCUAAUCGGGAUAGUGAAUCCUCCGAGCAUCCCCCUCUAAGUCCAGCAGCAUCGCACAGCUCGGCAACAACCAACGAAGAGAUAGGUGCGCUUGCGGCGGCUAAUCAUGCGCUAGCGGCGGUCAACCACGCACCGGCCGCGAGUGCAGCCGUCGUCGCGGCGCCUCCGAUGCCGACGCAGGCCGCGCCCGCAGCGACGAGUGCGUGCGACUCGGCGCCGCAAUCGCCGCCGCCGCCGCACGUGCACGCGGCGAUGCCGACGACGCCGCCAGCGGCGCAGAGCACCAGCGCCGCGCGCAAAGAAAAGCUCGCCAGGAAGCUGGCCAAGGAGCUGGCGCCUUGUAAGGCCAUCUUGGAUGAUCUUGAGGUACACGACGAUGCCUGGCCUUUCCUUCUUCCUGUCAACACUAAACAAUUUCCCACCUACAAGAAGAUUAUCAAAAGUCCUAUGGAUCUGAGCACGAUCAGGAAGCGCUUACUUGACUUAACAUACAAGUCCAAGGAAGAGUUUUGCAUCGACGUUCGUCAAAUCUUCAACAAUUGCGAGACGUUCAACGAGGACGAUUCUCCCGUAGGGAAGGCGGGCCAUUGCAUGCGCCAGUUCUUUGAGGCGCGUUGGAACGAGUUGUGCCUGUCGCAUCCGCACAGUUGAGGUUUGCUUUUGCCCAAGCGCCCAUAUGUGCGCAGGGCGCGCCCGCCUGAUGGGUUUGCCAUAGGCGAUUGUGUAGACGAGCACCGGAAGUGAUUUCUUCGACGACAAGUAUUUUGAAGUGUGUGAUAAUCAAAGAACUUAAUUAAAUGUAUACUAAGCUUUGAGAUACUAUUGGAGACUAAAAGUUGACUCAUAUGUUGCAUCGAAACUUAACGUGCAUGACUUAAUAACACUGAAACUGAGGAGAAAAACUACAAUUUUAUAACAAAAAAAUGAAUGAAACAAAAAGAAAAUUGUAUACAUAGCUGAUAAAAAUCGAACAAAUGUUUUCUGACAAAUGGAAGAACAAACGUUUUUGCGUCAUGACUUGUGUUUAUAUUUUUGAUAUUUGUAUUUUUUAUAUGCUUCGGAAUAAUUUAUUGUAAUAAUCUUAGCUUUCUCGGCUUAUUUAUAGAGCUCGUUCGGCUUAAAUCUUAUUUAUUAAUUAGUUAUGUACAACGUCCAAUGUGCUUAAGUUUUAAAUUUACAACAAGAAUGAACGUAAUCAUUCCAAGGUGGACACCGAUGCUGGCGAUCGACAAAGGCGCGCAUCUUUUACAAUGUAUUUGCAGGUUUGCAUUUAAGUUCUCUAUCAGGCUGAUAAAGACUUGUAUAAAUUGUAUAUUAUUGACGACUUAAAAGAAGUCUACGCCCCUAAUAUUUAAUUAAAAAUUCUCUCAAUUUUGGUUCCACUUUGCUGAACAUAGUUCUGACUUCAAAUUGUAUUUGACGAUAUGAAUGUGUUUUUGUAGCACUAGUUCUGAUCGUGGCCGACUUCGCGAUUGGCUAGAAAUGUAGUUGUGUAAUCGAGUGUAAGAUAUUUAUAUUAUUUAAAUAUAAAUGUAAAUAUUAAUAA